AUGGCUCUGCAACUCUGGGAAACACUGAAGGGGGCAAUCGUGGCACACACGGACCUAUCUUCCGCGACCUUCUUCUCACUCUUAGCUCUUCUCGUGGCCACUUAUCUUUUGGUUUCUGGGCGUUUUGGGCCGGCCGAUACGCACCACCAGCCCAGGAGCUUGGAGGAGAUGCACCCUCUGCCGCCGCAGGUCCAGGUCGACGAGAUCACCGAGGAGGAGCUGAAGAAGUACGAUGGCUCUGAUCCAAAGACUCUGGUUAUCAGUAGGGAUUCAAGUACUCCUUCCUCUUCUCCUCUCACUCGUUCUUGUCCAUACGAUGUCUUUUUGAGUUUUAGAGGUGAUACACGAAACAACUUCACUGGCCAUUUGUACACUUAUUUGGUUCAGAAGGGAAUCAAAACCUUCAUAGAUAACGAAGAGCUUAGAAAAGGAGAAGAAAUAUCAUCUUCACUUCUCAAGGCAAUUCAAGGUUCGAAGAUUUCUAUACUCAUCUUUUCUGAAAACUACGCAUCCUCAGGGUGGUGUUUGGAUGAGCUUGUUGAGAUCCUUAAAUGUAAAGAGUUGAAGCAGCAACUAGUUUGGCCCAUUUUUUACAAAGUGGAUGCCUCCGAUGUACGGUGCCAGAAAGGUAAAUAUGGUGAGGCACUAGCUAAACAUGAGAUCAGAUUCAAAGACAACAUGGACAAGGUGAAAAGAUGGAGGACGGCUCUGAGGGAUGCGGCUAAUAUAUUAGGGUGGACUUUCUCCGACGGGCACGAAGCUAACUUCAUCAGUAAGAUUGCCGAAGAGAUUUCAGCACAAGUAUCAAAACGUAGUUGCUUAAAUGUCGCAAAGUAUCCAGUUGGAAUAGAGUCUCGUGUACAAAAUCUGCUUGAGCUUUUAGAUGUCGGAGGAAGUGAUGUUCGCAUGGUUGGUAUAUGGGGUAUUGGAGGAAUAGGCAAAACAACAAUUGCUAAAGAAUUAUUCAACUCAUUCCGCCAUAAGUUUGAAGGUUGGUGUUUCUUGGCAAAUGUUAGAGCAGCUUCAGUACCCCAUCAAGGCCUAGUUCAACUACAAAAUAAUCUUCUUAAUGAGAUCUUAGGGGGGCAGAAAAUGGAGAUGACUGAUGCUGAUAGAGGAAUCCAGGUGAUAAAGGACAGAUUGGGUAGUAAAAGGGUUCUCUUAGUUCUUGAUGAUGUGAAUGAAUUGAACCAGUUGGACAAAUUAGCUGGAGGACUGGAUUGGUUUGGUCGUGGCAGCAGAAUUAUCAUAACUACAAGAGAUAAAGGUUUGCUAAUUUCUCACCAAGUUAACCCAAUAUACACAGCCAAGGCAUUAGAUGACGAUGAAGCUCGUAACCUCUUGAUUUUGAAUGCCUUCAAGGGAAACAAAAAUCCAGAUGAGUGUGUGAAGUUCCCAAUUGAUACUGCUGUACGCGUUGCUCACUGCCUUCCAUUAGCUAUAAACAUUUUAGGUUCACUUCUUGUCGGUAAGGAUAUAAAUCAUUGGCAUGAUGUAUUAAAAUCUUACAAAAGAUAUCCAAACAGAGGUAUCCAAAAGGUCCUUGAAACAAGUUACAGUGCAUUGGAAGAUCAUUUGAAAGAAGUAUUUCUCGACAUUGCAUGUUUCUUAAAAGGUAAAAAAAAAGACUAUGUGAUGCAAGCACUAGAGGAUCCCUACCCGGCACAUGCUCUUGAAGUACUUGAAGAAAAGGCCCUCAUAAAUACCGAGACUGGUCGGAUUUGGACGCAUGACUUGCUGGAGGAAAUGGGAAAAGAUAUAGUUCAUAAAGAGUCACCCAUAGAUGCAGGCAGGCGUAGCAGGGUAUGGUUCCAUGAGGAUGUUCGUCGUGUUUUAACUGAAAAUAUGGGCUCAAAUCACGUUAAAGGCAUCAGAGUAGAGCUACCAGGAGAAGAUGAGAUAUGCUUGAGUCCUAAAUGCUUUAAAAAGAUGAAAAAUCUUCAACUUUUUAUAAACAUCAAUGCACGGUUCUCUGGAGAGGUUAAUUAUCUUCCAAAUCAGUUGAGGUUCCUUGAUUGGCCUGGAUUCCCAGCACAAUCUUUACCAUCCGACUUCAAUCCCCAAAAACUUGUCGAGCUCAAUAUGCGAAACAGUCGCAUCUCACGACUUGGGGAAGGACUCAAGAAUUUGCAAAAUUUGAAAUCUCUAAGCUUCAGAAGUUGCAAAUUCUUAACAGAGAUCCCUGACUUGUCUGGAAGGUUCCCGAACUUGGAGAGGUUGAAUUUAAGGGGCUGUACAAAUUUAGCCGAGUUGCACCAUUCUGUUGGAUCACUUGAGAACCUUGUGCGCUUCGAUCUCAACGAUUGCUAUAACCUUAAGAUGUUUCCAAGAAUAGUCAAAAUGAAAUCUCUGAAAUAUAUUACUUUUCGCGGCUGCAAGAGACUGGAGAAAUUCCCAGAAAUUGUGGGAAGGAUGGAAUCCUUGGUUAGCAUGAAUGUAUCUGGAACUGCCAUCACAGAAGUGCCUUCAUCAAUUGGACACCAACUCUAUAAUCUCAAAGAGCUGUACUUACGCGGAUGUGAAAAUCUUACGACUCUUCCGCUCAGCAUUUUUGAAUUACAACGUCUAUUGAAUCUUGGACUCGGAGGUUGCCCAAAACUGGCGCCAACUCCAUGUUCUAAUAAGGUGGAAUACCCUGAAGCGUCCAACUCAAACAUUUCACAUUACGGCAAGCAAAUUUCAUCAGACUCUGAUCAAGGCAAUUUAGCGUUUCCUUCGCUAUUCUCCCUCAGUAUUUCAGACUGUGGUUUCCUUGUGACGCUUGAUCAUGCCCCCGCCUUACACACGCUUGAUCUUUCAUUCAGCAAUUUUGUGAGUCUUCCCGCUGGACUUGCCAAAUUAAUCGUAUUGAAGAGGCUUAAUUUAAAAGAGUGCAAGAACCUUCAAGAGGUUCCGGAACUUACACCAAAUUUAGAAAUUUUGGAGGUGAGUGGUUGCGUAUCAUUGGAAAGGAUUUCAAAGUUAUCAAGCAUUUUGAAACGUCAAGAAUCGCAAAUGUUCAGAGACCUGGACUUUUCCUAUUGCUGGAGACUGUAUGGCAAUCUGGUCGAGGAGGCCAAGAAGGAACUACCUUUGUUAGUGAAUGAUAAAAUUGAUAAUCAUCAUCAUCAUGAGGGGAAGGCCGAUCUCUUGUCUCUUUUUCUCUCUUCUCAGAAGUCUGAAUUCAGGAUUGUGUUUACAGCAAGUGAUGAAAUGCUAGAGUGGUUCAGCUGUCGAAUGGGCUUGGAAGAGGAUAGAGUACUGUAUGAAUAUGAUAUUGAAGUCCUUCCUAAUUUCAAAUGGGAGAAUACAGGAGUAACAGGACUGGCUCUAUGUGAAAGGCAUGUACAAUUUAAAUUCGAAAUUCGUAUCGACGAAGUACUAGUAGUGACGAGACACAGUGUCGUUAGUCAUGGUGCGUGGCUGCAAUAUAUUCCGUUCGAUGGAAUGGAUAUGAGUGGGUUUGGUUAUCGUCGACCGGUGCCACCUUUUCGAUGUCGAGUUAGUUUUCAUCCAGACGUCUAUCCUGGCAUGGGUCCCCUGAAAAGCUGCGGAGUGCAUCUAGUAAUGCCACCAAAUGAAGAGAGUAUGAAAUUAAACUAUAAAGACUCUGAUGUUGAACUCGGGUCAAGUGACGCUAACAGCGAGUUGGCAAAUAGCUAUAGAGGAGAAGAAGGGCCGUCACGACUCAAGAAGAGAGCCAACAACACCAGCAAUGGACAACAAGCAGAAAAAUGA
Molecule: messenger RNA, 3717 nt
Organism: Fragaria vesca subsp. vesca
Lineage: Eukaryota; Viridiplantae; Streptophyta; Magnoliopsida; Rosales; Rosaceae
Product: TMV resistance protein N-like
Exons: 6
Coding region: 1-3717 (1238 amino acids)
Biological process (GO): signal transduction; defense response
Molecular function (GO): ADP binding
Source: RefSeq, a predicted model, not a curated record